This is a messenger RNA of Mercenaria mercenaria, 7557 nucleotides long. Its product is annotated as sulfhydryl oxidase 2-like. The record is from RefSeq and is a predicted model, not a curated record. Bases 34 to 2049 code for a protein of 671 amino acids. Gene Ontology annotation, biological process: protein folding. Gene Ontology annotation, cellular component: Golgi membrane. Gene Ontology annotation, molecular function: protein disulfide isomerase activity; flavin-dependent sulfhydryl oxidase activity. The transcript has 10 exons. Lineage: Eukaryota; Metazoa; Mollusca; Bivalvia; Venerida; Veneridae.
UUCGUAAACAACAGGAAAAAUGAAACGUGGAAAAUGAAGUGGAUACCGGCUAAUUAUUCCAUUGUUUUUGUUCAUUUGUUGUGUUUCUUUGGUUGCGUUGAUUGUAAAGUGAAAGCAGAAGGUCUGUAUAAACCGUCAGGUUCGGUUUUUAUAUUGGAUCAACAAAAUUUUCGACAGAAUGUCAUAAAAUCUGAAAGUGCUUGGAUUGUCGAGUUUUACAACAGCUGGUGUGGGCAUUGCAUCAAAUUUGCUCCUGCUUGGAAGGAAUUUGGAUUGAAACAUGAAGACUGGUGGCCAGUCUUUAGAGUAGGAGCUGUAGACUGUGCAAAUGACAAUAAUACCGAGUUAUGUAGGAGCUAUGACAUUACGGGAUUCCCAGCUUUCAAGUUGUUUCCACCAGGCUACAAGGGGAUUGAUACCGGGGGAACCUUUCAUGACCAAGAUACAGCAUCCAUAGAAAACAGAUGUCUUGACUAUGUCUCAAACACUUCGUUAUUUAAACCACCAAAGUCCUGGCCACGUCUGUCUCCGAUACAGUCUAUGCAGGAUAUCUGGAAUGAAACGAAGGAUGAGCACCACCAUGUAGCAUUUGUGUUUGAGGAACCCACCUCGUAUGUCGGUAGACAGGUGAUACUUGAUACGUACCGCUAUAAACCUCUGUUGGUGCGGAGAAUGUUGAAAGAAUCUGUACUCAAAUUUGGCAUCUCAGAAUUCCCUUCACUGUUCCUCAUCAACCGGGAUGGUACUUUUACCAAAAUUGCCAAGGAUGAUAACAGCAGAGAUGGUAUGGUUUCUGGUUUGAAAAACUUACUGACGUCUGCUCAACUAAAGGCUGGGGACCAGUUCUUGAAUAAGAGGCCAAGGAACCAGCCUAUUGAGGAGAGAAUGGAAGGGAUACCAGUUGCUGAUAAUCAACAGAUAAGGCCAGCAGUAUAUAUGAAGGAUUUAGAAUCAACUUUACAUUACUCCCUAAGACAGGAGAUUGCAAUUUGCCGAGAUAUUGGUGGUGAGAAAUUGAAAGCAUUGAAACAGUUCAUGAGCGUGCUCGCUAAGUACUUCCCUGGUAGAGAAGAAGUGUCAGACUAUCUGUUUAAGGUAUCAGCAUGGUUACGAAGUGCUGGCUCAGAUAUUACAGGGGAUCAGUGGAUCACUGCGCUAGAUGAUAAACAGUCGAUGGAAGAAUUUCUCCCAGAGCGUAUAGAGUGGGUUGGUUGCGCAGGAAGUGAGGCGCGGUUUAGAGGCUACCCAUGUGGAAUGUGGACACUGUUCCACACUCUUACAGUAGCAGCAUACCAGAAAGGAAGAGCAAAUCCUAAAGAUGUACCACUGGACGUCCUUAGUGCUAUACAGGGCUACAUGAAAUAUUUCUUCGGCUGUCAGAUUUGUGUGGAACAUUUCCUCAAAAUGGUAGACUUCAUUACUCCAGAUGACAGAACACCAGAGGGCGCUGUAAUGUGGUUGUGGCGAGCACACAACAUGGCGAACAAGAGACUCCAUGGCGACCAAUCUGAGGAUCCGAAACAUCCAAAGAUCCAGUUUCCUUCUAAAAAGCUGUGCCCAGAAUGUCGUAAUGGUGAUAAUUGGAGUAACGACAAAGUUUUAGAGUUUUUGCUUUCAUUUUAUGCGAGACUAAAUAUUGUGCCUGUAGCAGACGACAGUAAUGAGGAGGAAGUAGGAAGAACCAGUAAGUCCGCAGAUAAUGACAGUAACAAGCUUGAUUGGUGGGAAUUGCAACAGAGAAAGAAUGAUCUGGAAAAAAUCAGAUCUUUAAGACAGCAGAAAUCAGAAAAGCGGCAAAACAAGAAGGUAGAAAAGUUAGCAAAACUAUCUGUGAUAGAUAAAAAUAUAGAUCUGCAUUACGGACAUUUCAAAAAUGAUCGUAACAGAGGUUAUAAUGAGAAUAAAUCAAUUAUAUUUGGAUGGGGGUUUAGUAAUUUAGAUAUGAGCAUGUGCGUUACGUUUUACGUGUUAUGUACACUUAUGAUAAUGGUUUUAUAUUACCAUUUCAUUGUCAGGAGAAAAUACAGACCAUGUUCAGUUUUUUGCUAAAAUUUUUAUUCAUUUUACAGUGACAGAGAUAUAUACAUUCUUAAAUGACAAGAUCAGCUUUUACUCAGAAUUUUCUAUUUUUGUGAUAGGUGGCAUUAUUACUCAAAAUGAAUUUGAUAAACUUGAAGAAAGUAGUGCUGGUAUGUACUGAAAGCUGCCAAUGUUUGUGUAUAUUUCAGAUAUAAAUGUCCGAGCUUUACUUACGUGUAAUUAUGCUUUAAUACAUUUUGCUUGUUUGGUAAAUGGUUGUAUUUUUCAUUACUGGAAUGUUCAAUGUAAUCUAUACUCAUUCUGUCUCAUUUUAUCUCACAUAUCUUUCAUGACCAUAUCAUUUAUUUUUACCUUAUUCUCUACAAGGAAUGACGUCUCUCGUAUCAAAUGUUAAGUGGACCAUGAUCGUAUAAAGCAUUUUGAAUCACUGUUAGUCAUAUCAACUACAUUUGUGUGUUCGGAUAUGUAAAAACAGUUGUCCCACUGUUAGAGGGGCAACAUUAAGAACUGGUGCCCUUGACUUAUCAGCCUCGUCUACAGUUCUGAAGUUGUCCCUGUUACCUUGGUGGAAAUAGUUUAGACUGUUCUCCGAAUACACAUGAAAUGAAUGAAUAUUAUUGAUAGUGUAUAAUGAAGUGUCGUAUUUAGCAAGCUUUUAUCAAAGUUAUUUGUAAACAACGUAUUUAACUGUUAAUAAUAGUUUCUGUUUGUUGUUAACAGAUUAAUUGAUUAAAUGUAAAUAAAUACAUGAUAACUUGCUGAGCUUAAUACCCAAAAUUUUAGAAUUCUUUUUGUGUUCUAUUUUAUGUUUUAAACUGUCGAAAGUGAAAAUUCAGAAAUAUGUUUUAUACAAAUACCAUUUAAGGUCGAGAUGAUUUUGUUUCUAUAGUAACAAACAGCUGAACACUUUAGGCGGCCUACUGUUUACAUGUGUAUUUCAUUUCCAUUUUACUUACAUUCAGAUUAUAAUCUAGAAUUAGUUAUUUAUUCUUUCUCUGCAUUUUGUAAUGUUUAAAUGUAUAACUUAAUUUGCAUGUUUUUAAAAGUUUUAGCAUGAAAUUUAGUAUUCUUGAUAUUGCUAAUCAUGUUUGAUUUCUCAUGUUAUUAUAUUCACAUUGCUUGAACAGAGUCAUAACUUCCCAACUGUCUGUUGAAAUAUAUGACAAACAUAAGAAUGAAAACUUGAAGAUAAUUUUGUAGGCUACAAGAUUAAAUCCAUUAUAAGUUUGUUUGUUUACCGGUAUGUAACAUCAUGUGAUAGGUGUUAACAUUUAUUAUUUUGAAGAAAGAAAUCAAUACACUGAGAUAUGACUCAUAAUUGUUGGAAACACAUGUAGGUCUGUGUAAAAUAUUGUGUUUGUGAACAUGGCUGUAUGCUUGUUUAGUAAAAUCUGUGUGCACAUUCCUGGCUCUACACAAAUACUAAAUGUUUUGUAUGUGUAUGUGUGCUUUUUUUUGUUUUGUGUAAUUUCAGUGUCCAGAUCAAGGCCCAUAUUCAAAAAUGUUUAAAAGUCUGAAACUUUGACUUCAAAAUGCUAAAUGUACAUUGUGCUCUGGCAUUGUCAAACAUGCAUAGAUGAGAUGGAAAUUACGUUCUGUAGUUAAUGAUGACUUGUCAAAAUUUCAGCAGUAUGACUAUGCUAUAGAGAAAGUUAACACUUCAAACGUUAAUGAAUACGAGCCCAGAAGAUGAGCUUAAGCGUUUUUUUUUUAUCUGCAUAAAAUAUUUGUAGGAAUGAUAUGAUAGAAGUAGUUAGGUUGUAAGUUGUGAUGUGAACAUUUAAAUAUAGCAUGUGUAUAGAUAUGAUAAUUUCAUUUUGGAACAUUACAAAGCAUAAUUCCACUGUAUGUGUUUGUUUUACGCUUUUUAUGUAUGUUUUGUUACUAGUCAAAUGGUGCAAUUAUUUUAGAAUAUAUCAAAAUAUACAUAUAUGAUAUGUAUAAAUUUUAAUAUGACAAAAUCAUGUGAAUUUUAAAUGAUACAUGUUAAUGCUGAUGUCAUGUCGACUUACUAUUAAGGGUCCAAGAAAUAGUUCUACAAUAUAUGGACUACUGUAUUACAUAUUAGACAUAUUAGGAUGAAAUAGUAGAUAGCAAAAGCGUUAUUUAAUUGAUUACAUUGACUUGCGGAAUUAGUUACUUGUAUGGGAAGCAUGGAAUGAUUUAGAGGGACAUUAAACGUCUUCUUCAUGUUUAAAUCAAUUAAAACACGCUUCUGUUAUACUUUAUUUCUUAAAUAUAGAUUGUAGACAAAUUAGUUAGUGACUUAUUUUAAUUACGGGCUGUUGAAAGUGAAUACAUUUUUUCUCAGGUAGUUGUAACAGUUAAGCAAUAGGUACAAGAAUGUCAGAAAAUUCUAUAAAGACUUAUUGCAGAAUGAUGACUGGUUGUAACAGAGAACUUACACUAAACUUAAUUCAUCACCAGAUCUAGAAGUCAAUAUAAUCUAAUCUCUUUAAAAAAAAAAUGUCUACCCAUAAACGAAUAGUACUGAUGUUGAUAAUUUGUUAUAAGCAAAGAAUUACAGGGAAAAUCACUCUGUAUAAUGUUAUGAUUUUAUACUGUGCAUAAAGUGUAAAGAAUUUUACUACACAAUUUACAAACAAAGUUUUGUGUUAAAUACAACCCUUUAUUUUUAAUAACAAAUUCAUAAUUAUCAUGUAAAAGUUCUUGCUCAUAUUUCUUAAUUCUCCACUGAGUCAUGAUAUGAGCUGCUUUAAACAUUGAAUUUGACUGAUGAAUACAUUAUUAACUUUUAUGAGGUCGAAAUUGUUUUGUUAUUGUAAAUCAUGUUAAUUUUGCAUCUGGCGUGGUUAAAGGUUAUCUUGCAGUAUCAUGUUAGUUCUUGUGUAUUACUGACUUUGUAAUUUUUCAUUCUCAUUUCAUUGUUCUUAUAUGCUUUUGUGUUUUAUUUUAUAUGUUUAUAUGACAAGUGUAUUGUUUGUUGCGAUUAUAUACAGCAUGGAGUAUGCUUACAUAGCCAAUUUUGAUUGAUGAUUGUUACAUGAAUCAAUCAUGUUCAGCAUGGAGUAUGCUUACAUAGCCAAUCUUGAUUGAUGAUUGUUACAUGAAUCAAUCAUGUACAGCAUGGAGUAUGCUUACAUAGCCAAUUUUUAUUGAUGGUUGUUACAUGAAUCAAUCAUGUACAGCAUGGAGUAUGCUUACAUAGCCAAUUUUGAUUGAUGGUUGUUACAUGAAUCAAUCAUGUUCAGCAUGGAGUAUGCUUACAUAGCCAAUCUUGAUUGAUGAUUGUUACAUGAAUCAAUCAUGUACAGCAUGGAGUAUGCUUACUUAGCCAAUUUUGAUUGAUGAUUAUUACAUGAAUCAAUCAUGUACAGCAUGGAGUAUGCUUACGUAGCCAAUCUUGAUUGAUGAUUGUUACAUGAAUCAGUCAUAUACAGCAUGGAGUAUGCUUACAUAGCCAGUUUUGAUUGAUGGUUGUUACAUGAAUCAAUCAUGUACAGCAUGCUUACAAGGCCAAAAUUGUUUAGUGAUUGUGAUAUGAACCACCUGUGUAAAUCUUGUCAAAUGCUGAUCUUUAUUUAAGCAUGUUAUUGCAUAUACUUUGAAAUCAUUUAAUUGUGUUGACUUAAAAUUUCACGGUUUCAGUGAAAACCACUGCUGAUGUGCGCAUGAAUUUGUUAAUUCUAGAUUUGAUAAUUAAAAAAAAUUUGAAUUUUAUUUGUUCAUUAACUUUUAAGGAUUCAAUUUCAUCGAUUUAUGCAACCCUGAAAAUGAAUCAUCAGCAAAUCUAACCUUUAGCCUGUUGCCGGCAAGUGAUUUUUGCCUUUUCGACCAGUGCAGACCAAGAUCAGCCUGCAUCUGCAUGUCUGUGCUGGCUGAUCAUGGUCUGCAGUGUUCGUUGUUCAGUCAGUGAAUUUUCAGUGAACACCCCUUCGAAUAAUGGUACUGCCCAAAUUGAAUGAUAGAUGAGUCCAUUUUAGAAAUUUAAGCAGGGUAAAGGUUUUAAAUGAUUUCACAGCACAUGCAUUUUAAUUGACUGUAUUAUUUUUAGUUCAUACAGUACUUUUAUAAAGUACUUGAAAAUGUUCCUUUAAUAAAAUGUUUUCUGAACUGGUGCAAGUUUAAGCACACCACAUAUCAAACAAUCAGACAAAGUCUUACAUUAGUGUAAGACCUAUAGCUCAAAGUGCUGUCUGCUCACAUUUGAUGCGAAAUCCUUAACUUUUGUAGCUUUAACUAGAUUUUUUGAGAUUAUAAAUGUUCUGAAAUUUUUCUGGAGAGUCUUUUUCAGACAAAAUGAUUCAUUUGAUCUCCUCAAAAUAAGGACUUUAUAAUAAAAUGAUUUUUAAUCAAUGAAAGUACAGAUGAAGGUUCUAAAUGGACUAUCCUCCAAAAUAGUUUACAUUAUUUGUUAUCAAAUGUCAUGCCGCCGUUUGUGAAUGUUAAGGAGAGUUAUUGUCAUGUCAGCCCUUUGGCUCAGCUCAGUAGGAGAGCACAGAUCUGUGGAUCUCAGGGUCAUGAGUUCGAUCCCUGGGCAGAGUGCAUGUUCAGUGUGACGAUUUGAUAAAAGACAUUGUGUCUGAAAUCAUGCGUUUUCCACCUCUGAUUUAUGUGGGGUUGUUGGCAGUUACUUUUAGUUCUCUAACAGAGCAGGUAUUACUAUGCCAGACUCUUGGUAGUUGUAUAAUUUACAGGUUUAAUUUUAAACUGUGUUAUCAGAAAGAAAUAAACAUCUCUUCCUCCUACCUCAAGUCUUUACUGGUUGGCUAUGAUGCAAAACAGAUAUAUAAUGACCCAAGUAUUGAUACAUUUUCUGGAAAAAAUCACAUACCCUCGUGCUUCCAUACUAGAUUUAUUGCUUACAUUUACACAUGUGUACUCCUAUUAUACAUUAAUAUUAGCCUAAUUUAGUGACGAUUGUAAACACAUUGAGUAGACAUAAUUAAACAAGUUUGUGUAUAUGUAUCUUGACAAUGACAAGAAAUUUCGCAGUAAGGCUAAAGCCAUGUGGCAUGAGUUAGCCAGGAUGUGGAACUUUUGGCCUAGUAAGAAUAUUUAAUAUGAUUUAUUGUUUGUUAGUAUUGUUUAUAUCUUAAUUGGUUUAACUUAAUUUUUUCAACAGUACUUUAGUUAUUUAACUUAACAACUGUUAAUUAGUUUAACUAAUGUUCUGAGAUUCUUUACCUGUACAAAAAUGUACUCGCUUGUUCACCAUAACUAAUUGACAACUUCUUCACUUGUGUUCAAGGUGGAUGAUGAGUUACAAGCUAUCAUGGUAAAAUAGCCCUGGAGAAGAUAUGCUGUGUCAGGGGAUUAAACAUGCAACCUCCAGAUACAUAGUAUUGUGUACCUGUACCAAGUACAGCUGGCAGGAUAUUUGUAUGAUUUACCAUAUACCUCUCAAUUAACAUUCUACAAAAUUGUCCACUUUUUAUUUUAUUAUUUCAGCGUACUUCAUAGAUGUGAAUAGCAGAACUUACACAAAGUAUUUGGAAAGACAUGAGUCUGUUUAUGUAAAAUUUUUACAUUCCAAUACAAAUAUACUGCAAGACA